This is a messenger RNA of Sphenostylis stenocarpa, 1347 nucleotides long. NCBI's taxonomy places the organism in Eukaryota, Viridiplantae, Streptophyta, Magnoliopsida, Fabales, Fabaceae. The record is from the annotation of a GenBank genome assembly.
AUGCCGAAAGAGUCCCUGCGCCGGGACAAGUGCGCAUCAGAUAUGAAUGAAACGGAGGGCUCUGUUUUCUUGGUGGAGCUUGGUCAGAGAAAGAACAUGGGUUGCUUUUGUUGCGCUGGGAAAUCAAGCACCAAUUCGGAUACUGAAGACUAUGGCCAUAACUUCGACCAGAAACCCUCCAAUUUCACGGCCACAGAAAGCGUCAAAGUUGAUUUCAAAGUGAAUGGGAAAAAGGAAGAUGGUUCUAAAGGUGAUCAACUUGCUCUGGACGUGAAGAAUUUAAAUUUGAAAGAGGAGGUUUCCCAGGAUGGGAAAGAUAAUGGCAAUCGGGCGCAGUCAUUCAGUUUUAAUGAACUUGAAGCUGCGACGGGAAAUUUUACGGCAGAUUGCUUUUUGGGUGAAGGAGGCUUUGGCAAGGUUUAUAAGGGACACUUGGAUAGAAUAAACCAGGUUGUAGCAAUAAAGCAACUUGACCCUAAUGGACUUCAAGGGAUUCGGGAAUUUGCUGUUGAAGUGUUGACACUGAGUUUGGCAGACCACCCUAAUCUUGUCAAGUUGAUUGGAUUUUGUGCUGAGGGAGAGCAGAGGCUAUUAGUUUAUGAAUUCAUGCCAUUGGGGUCUUUGGAGAAUCAUUUGCUUGAUCUUCGGACUGGGAGUAAAGCACUGGAUUGGAACACUAGAAUGAAAAUAGCAGCUGGUGCAGCUAGGGGUUUGGAGUAUCUGCAUGAUAAAAUGAAGCCUCCUGUCAUAUAUCGGGACUUGAAAUGCUCUAACAUUUUGUUAGGAGAGGGAUAUCAUCCUAAGUUGUCAGAUUUUGGCUUGGCAAAAGUAGGCCCAAGUGGUGAUAAGACCCAUGUUUCAACAAGGGUUAUGGGUACAUAUGGGUAUUGUGCCCCAGAUUAUGCAAUGACGGGUCAGUUGACAUUUAAGUCAGAUAUUUACAGCUUUGGGGUUGUUCUUUUGGAGCUUAUUACAGGCCGGAAGGCUAUUGACCAUAUGAAACCUGCCAAAGAACAAAAUCUAGUUGCAUGGGCAAGACCCUUGUUCAGAGAUAGGAAAAAAUUUCCCCAGAUGGUUGACCCUUUACUUGAAGGUCGAUAUCCCGUGAGAGGCUUAUACCAAGCUCUUGCCAUUGCUGCAAUGUGUGUUCAAGAGCAGCCUAAUAUGCGACCUGUUAUAGUUGAUGUUGUUACAGCUCUAAAUUACCUAGCUUCUCAGAAGUACGAUCCUGAACAUCAUCCGGCACAAAGCUCUAGAAGAAGUCCACCUUCUCAGGUAAUGCAAAGGGAUGAUGAUGAUGAACGUAGACUUAUUUUAACCUCGGAGCAUGGAACAGACAGAUCUUAA